UGCAGAACUGAUUCCUUUUGUUUUUCCUGUUUAGAAAGCGCCAUCCCCGCUGAAGUGGUAGCCGCAGUGGAUGUGAACACGACAGCAAACGAAAUUUAUAGGCACAACUUCCAAAAUACUCCACUGCUACCCAAAACCAUUGAAGGAAUGACAUUAAGUGAUUUCAAUAAACUGGACUUUGAUAUGAUUCUGAUGAGUCCUCCUUGUCAGCCUUUCACUAGGAUUGGAUUACAGGGUGAUGUAAACGACCCCAGAACAAAAAGCUUUCUCUACAUCUUGGACAUUCUGCCAAGGUUAAACAAGACGCCUCGAUUCAUUCUGCUGGAGAAUGUGAAAGGCUUUGAGACGUCCUCGGCAAGAAAUGCUUUGAUAAAGACUUUGCAGGACUGUAGAUACAACUUUCAGGAAUUCAUGAUAUCACCCACUUGUCUUGGAAUACCAAACUCAAGGCUGCGUUACUUUCUUAUUGCAAAAGAUAACCAAGAUUCCUUCUCAUUUCCGAAAACAUCAGAGAUUCUAGACGGCUUUCCGAAGUCAGAAACCAGCUCAGCCACAGACAAUCCCAUGAUCCCCGACAGCCAUUGUAGUGGUGCCAUUAGAGAAGACGAGGCUAUAAUCUAUAAAAUGGAGACGGCGCAGGAGUUGGAGAGGAAGAGGACUCAGGACAAUGAACAGACAGUGAAAAGACUAGAAGGUUUCCUGCAGAAGGAUGAACAAGGAACAGACAUGGACAGUUAUUUGCUUCCUCCGAAGAUCUUGCUCAGAUACGCUUUGCUAAUGGACAUAGUGAAUCCAAACUGCAGGAGAUCAGUGUGCUUCACUAAAGGAUAUGGGCACUAUGUGGAAGGAACCGGUUCUGUUUUGCAGUCGUGUACAGAUGUGGAACUGGAGAGCAUCUUUAAGUCACUGGACAUGUUAUCUGAGGAAGAUAAACUGCAGCAGCUGUCCCGGCUAAAGCUAAGAUACUUCACACCCAGAGAGAUCGCCAACCUUAUGGGCUUCCCACCAGAUUUCAGCUUUCCAUCAAAUAUCUCAAUGAAGCAGCAGUACCGGGUUCUGGGGAACAGUCUAAAUGUUCAUGUAGUGGCCAAACUCAUCAGUCUCAUGGUGUCAUGAGCAACACAUUUUUUAUGUUUAUUUGGAGUCCUUGAAGUUUUUAUGAUGUUCAGUUUUUGGAUUUGAAAAUAUCAAUAAAGUUGUAUAUAUUGUA
This is a messenger RNA of Silurus meridionalis, 1210 nucleotides long. It is a transcript of the gene trdmt1, whose product is annotated as tRNA aspartic acid methyltransferase 1. The record is from RefSeq and is a predicted model, not a curated record. The transcript has 9 exons. Gene Ontology annotation, molecular function: methyltransferase activity. Lineage: Eukaryota; Metazoa; Chordata; Actinopteri; Siluriformes; Siluridae. The coding region runs from base 148 to 1116 and encodes 322 amino acids.